Messenger RNA from Vanessa tameamea, 852 nucleotides. RefSeq names its product epithelial discoidin domain-containing receptor 1-like. Bases 181 to 852 code for a protein of 223 amino acids. The transcript is spliced from 5 exons. Lineage: Eukaryota; Metazoa; Arthropoda; Insecta; Lepidoptera; Nymphalidae. The record is from RefSeq and is a predicted model, not a curated record.
UCCGACCGAAGAGGAGUCCCUCUGAAUCAAGAGGCAUCCCGCGUUGUAGUAAGUGACGUAGCAAUGUUCACCUUACCUGGGACAAUGAUUGAAAUUUAGACUUGGUGCAGUGCUUUCUAAGAACAAUGAUUAUAAGUGACAAUUAUAUCGUGAGUGACAUCUUGCGUGAAAUAUUUUAAAAUGAAAAAAGAUAAAAUGUGGUCGUUAGCGCCACUGGUGAUUCGGUUGGCUGCAAUCUCACUGGUGGCGCUGGCUCUCGCCGAUGGCGGUUCUGGUAGUCGUGGUUUGGCUACGGUGAAAACGCCAAGGCGCACAACCGUUAUGCCAAUAAGGAACACGGCAGCCAGUCAAAGAAAAGAACGCCGACGCAAUCGACGCCGAACUACACCUAAAACUACUACAACAACUACUACUGCAAUGUACGAUGACGACGAAGAGCACACCACCCCCGUCAUUACUACCACUGUCGACCCGCGCUCCUUCGAUCAUACUGAAAUGGGCAGCUGCGAAGUACCCCUGGGCAUGGAAAAUGGCAUGAUAUCAAAUGAGUCCCUCGCUGCCAGUUCAAGCUACGAUCAGAGCGUAUCUCCACUGAGCUCGAGGAUAAGAACCGAAAUACGAGGUGGUGCGUGGUGCCCUAAUGGGCUUAUAUCGACCCGCAGUCGUCAGUUUCUGGAAUUAGACCUCCAUGCUGAAUACAUGAUCACGGCUACCGAGUCUCAAGGUAGAUUCGCCAACUCUAUAGGAGUGGAGUUUGUAGAGAGUUACGCCGUGGAGUACUGGCGCGACGCCCUCAAGCGCUGGGUAAAAUAUAAGGAUUUCAACGGCAACCGAGAGAAAUAUACAAUUUGA